This is a messenger RNA of Saimiri boliviensis boliviensis (Bolivian squirrel monkey), 1687 nucleotides long. It is a transcript of the gene NUDT13, whose product is annotated as nudix hydrolase 13. NCBI's taxonomy places the organism in Eukaryota, Metazoa, Chordata, Mammalia, Primates, Cebidae. The record is from RefSeq and is a predicted model, not a curated record. Gene Ontology annotation, molecular function: hydrolase activity; metal ion binding.
CACAGCAGCGGGCAUGGGAACUGAACUACAAUUCCCAGAGUGCAUCUCUAAGAGGAUUCUGGGAAGUGUGGCAGAAGCAGCAAUGAUCUCUCCGGGGAAAGGAAGCCAUUGAACGUGAACCUUUGGCGUUUCCUUCCUGCUGAUUCCUGAGGACUAGGAAGGUGCCCUGAAAAUAAUUCAGAGACCUGACAAUGUCCCUGUAUUGUGGAAUAGCUUUCAAGAGAAAAUUUUUUUGGUGCUACAGGCUGCUGUCAACCUAUGUUACUAAGACACGGUAUUUAUUUGAACUGAAGGAAGACGAUGAUGCAUGUAAAAAAGCCCAGCAAACAGGAGCAUUUUACCUCUUUCAUGGUCUGGCUCCUCUGCUUCAGACUUCAGCACAUCAAUAUGCGGCCCCCCAGCAUAGCCUAUUAGAGUUGGAAAGGCUCUUGGGUAAAUUUGGACAGGAUGCACAAAGAAUAGAAGAUUCUGUGCUGAUUGGAUGCUCUGAGCAGCAGAAAGCAUGGUUUGCUCUGGAUCUAGGCCUGGAUAACUCCUCUUCCAUACUUGCCUCCUUACCCAAACCUGAAAUGGAGACAGAGCUCAAGGGGUCUUUCAUUGAGCUGAGAAAGGCUCUCUUUCAACUUAAUGCAAAGGAUGCCUCCUUGCUGUCCACGGCUCAAGCUCUUCUCCGCUGGCAUGAUGCUCAUCAGUUCUGCAGCAGAAGUGGGCAGCCCACCAAGAAGAACGUGGCUGGCAGCAAGCGUGUGUGCCCUUCCAAUAAUAUCAUCUAUUAUCCACAGGUGGCUCCUGUGGUGAUCACUCUGGUGUCAGAUGGGAACCGAUGCCUGCUUGCCCGCCAAAGCUCCUUUCCCAAGGGAAUGUAUUCUGCCUUGGCAGGUUUUUGUGAUAUAGGUGAAAGUGUGGAAGAGACUGUCCGUCGAGAAGUUGCAGAAGAGGUGGGAUUGGAGGUGGAAAGCCUGCAGUACUGUGCAUCCCAGCACUGGCCCUUUCCUAAUAGCUCACUCAUGAUUGCUUACCAUGCAACUGUGAAACCAGGGCAGACAGAAAUCCAGGUGAACUUGAGAGAACUAGAGACAGCUGCCUGGUUCAGUCAUCAUGAGGUAGCCACAGCCCUGAAGAGAAAGGGCCCUUAUACUCAGAAAGAGAAUGGGACUUUCCCAUUUUGGCUGCCCCCUAAGUUAGCCAUCUCCCACCAACUAAUUAAGGAGUGGGUGGAAAAACAGACCUCUUCUUCCCUGCCUGCUUAGGCCAGAUCAAGUCACUUGGAUCUCUCCUUGGUAUUCCUGAGGAACCAACUAGAGAUCAGUUGACAAAGGAGAAGUGACAAAAGACUAGCUGCAGAAGGACCUCUGAAGGGCAAAGCAGAGGGUGAGCCUCCAGUAAGACACCUCUAUCAUCAGUGUUAAUGGAAGAAAUUCCUACUAAUGGGCAAUCCAAAAAGCCAGUGUGAGAAGAAAACUGAUGAGCUGUCAACUGUCAAAAUCAGGGUGAAGAGGGAAGCAUUAGUUUGAAUGUAGGCCCUCGUUCCAAGACCUUGGAAGCAAACAUCUUCUGGCAUAUGGCUUGUUAAUGCUUUGUUUACACUAACUGCCAAAAUGUAAAUUGGCAGUUGUUGUAAAUUUGGUUAAAACUUUUAUCUGGCCGGGCGCGGUGGCUCAAGCCUAUAAUCCCAGCACUUUGGGAG